Tupaia belangeri chinensis (Chinese tree shrew) is the source of this 960-nucleotide messenger RNA. Its product is annotated as olfactory receptor 3A3. The coding region runs from base 13 to 960 and encodes 315 amino acids. Gene Ontology annotation, biological process: G protein-coupled receptor signaling pathway. Gene Ontology annotation, molecular function: olfactory receptor activity; G protein-coupled receptor activity. NCBI's taxonomy places the organism in Eukaryota, Metazoa, Chordata, Mammalia, Scandentia, Tupaiidae. The transcript has a single exon. Gene Ontology annotation, cellular component: membrane. The record is from RefSeq and is a predicted model, not a curated record.
UCACAAGAGCUCAUGGAUCCAGAAGCUGGAACUAAUAGGACAGCUGUUGCUGAGUUCAUUCUACUGGGCUUAGUGGAAACAGAAAAACUACAGUCUCUGGUCUUUGUACUCUUCCUCUUGGCCUACCUGGUCACAGUUGGUGGCAACCUCAGCAUUCUGGCAGCCAUCCUGGUGGAGCCCAAACUCCACACCCCCAUGUACUUCUUUCUGGGGAAUCUAUCAGUGCUGGACGUUGGAUGUAUCACUGUCACUGUUCCUCCCAUGUUGGGUCGUCUCCUGUCCCACAAGUGUACAGUUUCCUAUGAUGCAUGUCUCACUCAGCUCUUCUUCUUCCACCUUCUGGCUGGUAUGGACUGCUUCCUGUUGACUGCCAUGGCCUAUGACCGAUUCCUGGCCAUUUGCCGGCCCCUCACCUACAGCACCCGCAUGAGCCAGACAGUUCAGAGGAUGUUGGUAGCUGGACCCUGGGCAUGUGCCUUCACCAAUGCACUGACGCACACUAUAGCCAUAUCCACACUCAACUUCUGUGGCCCCAAUGUGAUCAAUCAUUUCUACUGUGACCUCCCACAGCUCUUCCAGCUCUCCUGCUCUAGCACCCAACUCAAUGAGCUGCUGCUCUUUGUAGCAGCAGCCUUCAUGGCUGUCUCCCCCUUGGUCCUCAUCACUGUGUCCUAUGCCCAUGUGGUGGCUGCUGUGCUACGAAUCCGCUCUGCCGAAGGAAGGAAGAAGGCCUUCUCUACAUGUGGCUCCCACCUCACUGUGGUGGGCAUCUUCUAUGGAACAGGAGUCUUCAGCUACAUGAGGCUCAGUUCAAUAGAAUCUUCAGAUAAGGAUAAAGGGGUUGGGGUUUUCAUGACUGUCAUCAACCCAAUGCUGAACCCACUUAUCUACAGUCUCAGAAACCCUGAUGUACAAGGUGCUCUUUGUCAGGUACUUGUGGGAAGACGAUUACUGACCUGA